GCAUAAGUAUCCGUGCAGGUGCUUCAGUCAGAGAGGAGAGGCUUUCAGAGACACUUCUCGGCAACAUGUCUGGAGAUUAUUUUGGAUUCUCCUUCAUAAGGAGCGAUGCAAGAAACACCACGAACGUUGUCCUCAACAAUGCAGCAGAUAUCUCUGUGAUUGUAAUUUACUUUCUGGUGGUCCUCGGUGUGGGGAUAUGGGCUAUGGUCCGCACCAACCGAUCCACUGUCGGUGGCUUCUUCCUUGCCGGCAGGAGCAUGGUGUGGUGGCCGAUCGGUGCAUCGCUCUUUGCCAGCAAUAUCGGCAGUGGCCACUUUGUGGGAAUCGCUGGGACUGCUGCAGCUGAGGGAAUCGCAAUCGGUGGAUUUGAAUGGAAUGCUCUUAUAGUGGUCGUCAUCCUGGGAUGGCUCUUUGUGCCGAUCUACAUCAAAGCUGGGGUAGUCACCAUGCCUGAGUACCUAAAGAAGAGGUUUGGAGGACAGCGUAUCCGCAUCUAUCUCUCUGUGCUGUCCCUUUUCCUCUACGUUUUCACCAAGAUCUCAGCAGACAUGUUCUCUGGCGCCAUUUUUAUCAACCAGGCUCUUGGCUUGAACAUCUACCUGGCUGUUAUCAUGCUGCUGAUGAUCACUGCGUUGUACACCGUCACAGGUGGACUGGCAGCGGUGAUCUACACAGACACUUUACAGACUAUCAUCAUGGUUGUUGGAUCCUUCAUCCUCAUGGGCUUUGCUUUCCACGAGGUGGGAGGCUAUAACAACUUCCAGGAUCUGUACAUGCAAGCCAUUCCUAACAUCACAGGUAACAUCGACGCGAAAUGCUACGAGCCACGGCCAGACUCCUUCCAUAUUUUCAGGGAUGCCAUCACAGGAGACCUGCCGUGGCCCGGCCUCGUCUUUGGACUCACUAUCCAGGCCACCUGGUACUGGUGUACUGAUCAGGUGAUUGUCCAGCGCUGCCUCUCAGCCAAGAACCUAUCUCACGUGAAGGCGGGCUGCAUCCUGUGUGGCUACCUGAAGCUGCUGCCCAUGUUCCUCAUGGUUUUCCCUGGCAUGAUCAGCAGGAUCCUCUAUCCCAAUGUGGUGGCAUGUGUGGAGCCGGAAGAAUGUCUAAAAUACUGUGGGGCCAGUGUGGGCUGCACCAACAUUGCGUAUCCCAAACUGGUGGUGGAUCUCAUGCCAAAUGGUCUGCGAGGUCUCAUGCUGUCUGUGAUGCUGGCGUCACUGAUGAGUUCACUCACCUCCAUCUUCAACAGUGCCAGUACUCUCUUCACCAUGGACAUCUACACGAAGGUCCGCCGCUCAGCCAGUGAAAGGGAGCUCAUGAUUGCCGGCAGAGUGUUUAUCGUGGCCCUGAUCGGUGUGAGCAUAGCAUGGAUCCCCGUGGUGCAGUCAGCCCAGAGUGGUCAGCUCUUUGACUAUAUCCAGUCCAUCACCAGCUACCUCACACCGCCCAUUGCAGCGGUCUUCAUGCUCGCCAUCUUCUGCAAACGUGUCAAUGAGUCUGGUGCGUUCUAUGGACUCACGAUCGGACUGGCUAUCGGCCUGUCCAGGAUGAUCACCGAGUUUGCUUACGGGACGGGCAGCUGUGCUAGCCCCAGUAGCUGCCCCACCAUCAUAUGUGGAGUGCACUACCUCUACUUCUCCAUCAUUCUGUUUGUCAUCUCCUGUAUCAUCAUCCUUGGAGUGUCUCUCAUGACAAAACCCAUCCCUGACAAGCACUUGUAUCGACUUUGCUGGAGCCUGAGGAACUGCACUGAGGAGAGGGUAGACCUCGAACAGGAUGACUGGACUGAUAACCAAGAUUCCAACAUGGAGAUAGAUGAACCAGAGGAGGAACCAGGUUUGUGCAAGAAGGCAGUGAUGUGCUUCUGCGGUCUAGAGCAGCAAAAAGCCGCCAAGAUGACCCCAGAGGAGGAGGAGGAGCUUCAGAGGAAGCUCACAGACACCUCAGAGGUUCCUCUCUGGAGGAACGUUGUCAACGCCAACGCUAUCAUCCUGCUAUGUGUGGCCGUUUUCUGUCAUGGCUUCUUCGCUUGAAGAAAAACUCAAGUGCUCUCAGAUUAUCUAUUUUUAAGCGACAGGAUUUUUCUCUGAAUAUAAUUUAUGACCACAUGAAGUGUUGCCCUGAAAUACUCUGAAAUAAGAUAAUGCACUUCUAUAUGGGGCGCUGAAGGUAAAACUCCUGACUGUUGACUGUGUACAUACAAAUACACAUUACACAUAUAAAAGGUAAACAUUAAAUGUAAAUAUUACACAUAAAUCUAAACAUUCAGUCUAAAUCUGAAUGUUAAAUCUAAACUGAUCGCAGAGUGUAAAGCUAAAUAUUUCGAUUAGAUAGAUUUAAUAUUUAGGUUUAACAUCUAACAUUUAAACUUAGCUUCAUCUUUACGAUUUGGAUUUUACGUUUAGAUUUAGCAUUUUAAUUCAACAUCUAACAUUUUAUUAUACAUAAACUUAUUUUUUUAACAAUUUCUCUCAAAUGUAAGAAAAAUAAGAUAAAUGUAGAAAAGACAUCAGUUUAAAAACCACAGUCAUUUAUUUCUACAUCAGCGCCACAUACUUUUCUAUACCAAAUCAUUAUUACUAUGCAUACUGUACAGUUGUUUGGUUUCUGAACUCGUCCAGGACAUUAAAUGUAUUUUUGUAAAGUAUGUAACUAUACAAAACCUGUAAAAAAAAAAAAAAUUAAAAAAAAAACUAAAAAAAAACUUUAGAUAUGUAAUUUUUAAUUUUGGUAAACUGUCAUUUUGUAGCUUGAAGUAAACCAGAAAACAAUACUCUGAGAUAUUGACACUCUUUGUGUAAUCCAAUAAACUGCCCCCAGUGAUGUCGCUCAGUUGCAUUGUGGAUAAUGUGGGCACCAUGUUUUUGAAAAGGAAGAAGAAUGCCAGGAAUAUAAAAGGUGAUAACUUCGGUUAAUAAAUGACUCUUAAAAUCAAGUUAAUAUGGUGCAUUAAGAUUCAUGCAUGUAUUUCCUGCUCAUUGUUCUGACCCCCUGCAGUCCUCCAGUGUCAGCUUUGGGUUGUGCUUCCUUAAAAACGUCCUACUGUUGCCUUUGUGUUGUGUUGUUGUCUUGUCUUCACCUGCCAGGCUGCACUCACUCUGCCAGUCCUUAAUAAAAUGAUUAUAUCAUAUCAAGGUAGUAAGCUAUUUAAUUCAAGCACUUAUUCUUAGUCACACUGGUAAGUGAAAUGUAAAUGUUGAUUUUCAGGAUGCUGCACUAAAUCAUUAAAAAAAAAAAAAAAAA
Acanthopagrus latus (yellowfin seabream) is the source of this 3246-nucleotide messenger RNA. RefSeq names its product solute carrier family 5 member 1 (gene slc5a1). Gene Ontology annotation, molecular function: D-glucose:sodium symporter activity. The coding region runs from base 66 to 2036 and encodes 656 amino acids. Gene Ontology annotation, cellular component: plasma membrane. The record is from RefSeq and is a predicted model, not a curated record. Gene Ontology annotation, biological process: sodium ion transport; transmembrane transport. The transcript has 15 exons. Lineage: Eukaryota; Metazoa; Chordata; Actinopteri; Spariformes; Sparidae.